Molecule: messenger RNA, 1131 nt
Organism: Carya illinoinensis
Lineage: Eukaryota; Viridiplantae; Streptophyta; Magnoliopsida; Fagales; Juglandaceae
Exons: 1
Coding region: 1-1131 (376 amino acids)
Source: RefSeq, a predicted model, not a curated record
AUGAAUUCCACUGCAAAGGAGAUUCGAGGUAGUCUUCUUUACUUCAAUAAUGCUGCUGACAUCUGGAAUGAAUUAAAGAUUCGAUACCUGCGUAGUGAUGGUCCAAGAGUAUUUGCUUUGGAAAAAUCCUUGAGUUCUAUUUCUCAGGGCUCAAGUUCAAUCACUGAAUACUUUAGUGGUUUCAAAGCACUAUGGGAUGAAUAUGUUAGUUAUCGUCCCCUUCCCACUUGUAAUUGUGGUUUUAUGGAAAAAUGCACCUGUUCAGUAUUCAAGAAUCUUGCUGAUCAACAACAAGUUGACUAUGUCAUGAAAUUCUUGAUUGGAUUACAUAAUUCUUUUUCAGCAAUUCGUAGCCAACUAUUGCUUCUAUCUCCCUUACCAUCAAUGGGCAAGGUUUUCUCCUUAUUGAUACAAGAAGAAAGCCAACGUUCUUUAACUAAUGCAGUACAUAUCCCUCUUGAUUCCCAUGCUAUGGCUGCUGCACAACCAUUCACACAAACUUCUUCAAAUGCUGUUAAAUUCAGCAAAGUCAUAGGUAAAACAGAUGUCAUUUGCUCCCAUUGUGGAUUUUCUGGACAUCUUGUAGAUAAGUGUUUCCAACUUAUAGGCUAUCCACCAGGAUGGAAAGUGCCUCGAGGAAAAAGAAGUAAUUCUACGCGAUUGCCCAAUGCAAACUUUGCAUCUUCUAUGGAGCAAAACUUAAACAACCCAUCUAUGUUCUUUUCUCAAGAGCAAAUACAGAAUUUGAUGACUCUUGCAAAUAGUCUAUCUAUUUCUUCUAUCAAUUCCAAUCCUGCAGCUAACACUGUCUCUACAUCAGGUAAUAAUCCCAUUCUUUAUUCAGCCAAUGUCUCAUUAAAUCCUAUCUCUCCUUGGAUAUUAGAUACUGGAGCAACAGAUCAUAUGAUCUGUUCUCCUCACUUGUUCACCUUUAUAAAAAUCCCACCAAGAACUUCUUCAAUUCAUUUACCAAAUGGUCACUCAGUUCCUAUCAUCUUUACUGGCACUGUUAAAUACUCUCCUGAUCUAGUUUUACACAAUGCUCUCUAUGUUCCUUCUUUUCACUUUGUAACGUUCGAACUUAUAAUUAUCCCGCCUACCAUUUAUAUAGUACGUUUGAACUUAACUUGA